AUGACCGUCCGAAGAUCCGAAUCUCUCAUGCUCAUUGGCUCCACUUCAAGACAGUCAAGUCACGUCAAUCCGUGGCUGUUGUCCCUACGACAUCGACGAGAGUGUUCGGUUGAGCUGUCCCGCCUCGCCUUCGAGUUGAUCUCGACAAACAUACACAUUCAUUCCUUUUCAAAAGACCGCGAGAACGAGAAGAACUCGUCGCAAUAUUUCACAGACAAGAUGAAGACAUCCAUCGCUUACAUCAUCGCCGCGGCCCUCUUCGGAGCUACGCAGGCUGCCAUCACCCCGAUGAACAACAUCAUUCGUCACGAGUACAACCUCAACGCCAGAGCCGGUGUUCACGGCAACAUUGAGAGGGACGUGCCCGCUGUUGCCGCCGAAGGCGAUGUUCUGCAGCCUAUUGUCUAA
Molecule: messenger RNA, 408 nt
Organism: Colletotrichum lupini
Lineage: Eukaryota; Fungi; Ascomycota; Sordariomycetes; Glomerellales; Glomerellaceae
Exons: 3
Coding region: 1-408 (135 amino acids)
Source: RefSeq, a predicted model, not a curated record